ACAUCGCCCGAUGGGGUUAAACUAAGGUCAACCAUGAAGAAACGUAAACACGCUAUCGUUGUGUCUCAGCGAAUGUUGCAGCAUAUUCGGUUUGGAGCUUGUGGUAAAAGCAUCGAAAAAGGUAAAACUUGAAAGUGAGAAAUAUUUAAAUCUUCUAAACAUCUCAGCUGGUUCCGAGCUACAAAGUUAUGCCAGCGCACAGUUUGGACGAUGCCCCUGACCUAGCAGAGGGUCAGGGGCUUCUUUCCCCUGAAGUAAUGGAGCUUCCAGAGGCUGUGCACCAACUGCCAGCAGUGUCAGCUCCCUGCACAGUCCCCGUUGUGAUCAGUGGAGUGUCAUGUAGGCUCCCGCAGUCUGACAACAUGCAUGAGUUCAGAGACAAUCUAAUGAAUGGAGUUGACAUGGUUACUGAAGACAGCACAAGGUGGCAGCCAGGAAUGUAUGGUCUUCCAAAGAGGAGUGGAAAACUGAAGGAUCUGUCCAAGUUUGAUGCUGCAUUCUUCGGAGUUCAUCCCAAACAAGCACACAACAUGGAUCCACAGUUACGACUGCUGUUGGAGGUCACGUAUGAGGCUAUAGUGGAUGCAGGAGUGAAUCCAGAAAUUGUUCGGGGCUCCAAGACGGGGGUGUUUAUCGGAGCGAGUGCCUCAGAGAGUCAUGAAGCAUGGUCAAUGGAACCCGAGUCCACAGUUGGCUACGGCAUGACGGGAUGUACACGGUCAAUGUUUGCAAACAGGCUGUCUUUCUUCUUUGAUUUUAAAGGUCCAAGUUAUGCUGUGGACACAGCCUGCUCCUCAAGCCUGCUAGCACUAGACCACGCCCUCCACAGUAUCAGGUCAGGCCUGUGUGAUGCUGCUGUGGUCGGAGGAUCGAACCUUUGUCUCAAACCAGCUGUAGCCGUACAAUUUAUGAAGCUCGGCAUGCUGUCCCCUGAUGGCAUGUGCAAGUCUUUUGAUGCAGAAGGCAACGGUUAUUGUCGCAGUGAGGGAGUGGUAGUCAUGUAUCUACAGAAGGAACCAGUCGCCAGGAGAAUAUACUGCACACUGGUACACACAAAGACCAACAGUGAUGGCAACAAACAACAGGGUAUAACGUUUCCAUCGGGAGAAGUACAAAAACAACUACUAGAGGAAGUUUAUAGCGAAGCCGGAGUGAGCCCUGCCAUGGUGGCAUAUGUUGAAGCCCACGGAACAGGCACCAAGGCUGGAGACCCACAAGAAGUCAACACUAUAUGUGACGUGUUCUGUAAGGGCCGCAAUGGGCCUGUGCCGAUAGGGUCGGUGAAAUCCAACAUGGGGCAUGCUGAGCCUGCUUCUGGGCUUGCUGCUGUUGCCAAGGUGAUUGUUGCUAUGGAAGAGGGUCAUAUCCCUGGCAACCUGCAUUUUGAAAACCCUAAUCCAGAUAUACCAGGCUUGGUGAGUGGACAACUGAAAGUUGUGGACAAUGCAACACCAUGGGAUGGUGGUAUCGUUGGAGUUAACUCAUUUGGCUUUGGUGGAUCAAAUGUACAUGCCAUUUUGAAGUCUCGUACUGGAAGAGAAACUACCCAAAAUAAAACCUGCGAGAAAAGAAGGUUGUUUCUCUAUGCUGGAAGGUCAGAGGAUGGGGUAAAGGACACUUUAAGAAAGGUCAGAGGUCAUGGGAGUGACCUUCACCUUCACAAAUUGAUGAAUGAAACGGCUCACAUGCCAGCUAGCAGCCAUCCUUACAGGGGAUUCACUGUACUCAAUGGGGGUGAAAACAUAAACGUUCAGAAAGUGACACCUGAAUCUCGGCCUUUAUGGUAUGUGUUUGCUGGGAUGGGCACACAGUGGCAUGGCAUGGGAAGAAAAAUGAUGGACAUUGACAUAUUCAGGGAGUCUAUCUUGAGGUCAGACAAAGUUCUACAGUCGUGUGGGGUGAAACUCUACAGUCUCCUAAUGAAUGGGGAUGAGAGCACAUUUGAGAAUACUGUCAACUCAUUUGUUGGCAUAGCGGCUAUUCAGGUAGCCCUGGUAGAUGUCCUCAAAAAGAUGGGCAUGUCCCCUGAUGGUAUUGUGGGUCACUCUGUGGGAGAGCUUGGGUGUGCCUAUGCUGACGGGGGUCUUACAGCAGAGGAAACUGUGCUGGCGGCCUACUGGAGAGGUCGGUGUAUACAGGAAGCACAACUCCCUCCCGGUGCUAUGGCGGCAGUUGGUCUGACUUGGAGUGAGGCCCUUCAGCUGUGUCCAACAGGAGUUGUUCCAGCAUGUCACAAUUCCAAGGACACUGUCACUGUGUCGGGGCCUCAGGAAGCUGUCCGGGCGUUUGUACACCAACUAAAGGAGAGGAAUAUCUUUGCCAAAGAGGUGAACACAGCUGGAGUGGCUUUCCACUCGUACUACAUGCAGGGUAUUGCUUCAUCUUUGAAAGAUGCACUCAAUAAGGUGAUACCAACCCCAAGACCAAGAACAAGUCGCUGGAUCAGUUCUUCAAUCCCUGAACACCUGUGGUGCUCAGAACUUGCCAAAUACUCUUCUGCCGACUACCACGUGAACAAUCUUGUGAGCCCUGUGUUAUUCCAAGAGGCCCUGCAAUGUGUCCCUGAUAAUGCUGUUGUUGUGGAGAUAGCUCCUCACUGUCUCCUGCAAGCUAUUCUCAAGAGGUCCCUGUCAGAGAAGUGCUGCAUUGCCGGACUGAUGAAGCGGGGAGAUGACGACAAUGUGGAGUUCUGUCUCUCCAGUCUCGGAAAGUGCUACCAACAUGGCAUGAAACUCAAUCCCCUUGGCCUAGCCCCAGAUGUGGUCUACCCUGUUCCCCGCGGGACUCCCAUGAUUUCCCCCUUGGUGUCCUGGGACCACUCGCAUUCAUGGAAUGUCCCCACAGCUGACAUGUUUGUGGGAGGUGGAGCCAAUGUUUCAUGUGGGUGUGGCUUUGACAUUGAUGUGACCCCUGACUCUGAGGACUACUAUUUGAUUGGCCACAAGAUCGAUGGGCGUGUCUUGUUUCCGGCCACAGGUUAUUUACUGUUGGCGUGGAAGGCUCUAGCGAAAAUGAUUGGCAAACAGUAUGAUGAAAUGGCAGUGGCUUUUGAAGAUGUUACAAUUCACAGAGCUACAAUAUUACCUGAAAAUGGUAAUAUACAUUUUGAUGUGAUAGUGAUGACAGGUACUGGAAACUUUGAAAUUAUGGAAGGGGGUAGUGUUGUCACCACUGGCAAAGUUACCUCCCUUGAGCACUCUUCAGAAAGUUACACACCACCAGAUGUUGGAAAACUGGAGCUGACAUCAGCAGAUAUCUACAAGGAGUUGAGACUCAGGGGCUAUGACUAUGGUCCCACUUUCCAGGGCAUUCAUUCGGCAGAUAUUACAGGCACGCAAGGUGAACUGGUAUGGAGUGGAGACUGGGUGUCGUUCAUUGACACGAUGUUACAGAUGUGUAUCCUCGCCCGCCCCGGCCCCGGGCUCUGUCUUCCUACUCGUAUCAAGACCCUCACAGUGCAGCCCCUAACACACCGGCAGGCUGUGCGGGAGAUUAGGAAUGGAAAGGAAGUAAUUCAAGUGGAGUUUGACCAAUACUGUGACGUAUGCACAGCAGGUGGCGUUACUGUGCACAACCUUCAUGCUACAACUGCUCCCCAUCGCCAUGACUACCACACACCUGUCCUGGAAACAUACUCAUUUGUUCCCAAUGUGGUUCACACAGCUGUUGAGAGCUCUGAAUUGUUUCAGCAAUAUGCGAAAACAUGUUCAAGCUGUGCGCAAACUGGCUUGAGGAGUCUCCUUGACCUAAAGGGUCGAUCAGAAAAGGGUUGCAAGUAUUAUAAAAAUGUGAUUGAAGAGUUUUGGCCAGAAGAAGGCAUUGACAUCGAUAGUUGUGACAUUGAUGAGAAGUUGGCAGAUGGGGAAAAUUACUUGUCAGUAUUAAGAGAAAUGUUUGAGAACAUAUCUGACCAAGACGUACCAAGUCAUGUUGACAGUAUUGUGAAAAAAAAUCAGAAAUUAUUGAGCACAGAUCUGUUGUUCACACAGCUUUUAAGACCAGAGAUACUGAAGACUUGUCUUGACAUUGUUGUGGAAAAUGUUGAAACUACAAAUUUGAAAGUGAUGGAAGUUUGCAGCACCAACAUGCUGGAAGCAGCAACAAACUUACUCAGUAGCCACCCUUUGCUGGAACCUUCAUACACAGUUGCAUCCCCUGAUAGCUCAGCGACUGAGAAGGAAGGAAUAGAGUCUAUUAAGUGGUCGCUAAGAGACAAGCUACCUUCAUCGGUUAAGAAACCUCAUCUUGUUAUUUUGAAUAAUAUACUUCAUAGGCAGCAACAUAUCAACCAGGCGUUGUGUAAUGUAAUUGAAUCUCUUGACAAUGGUGGAUUUAUUCUUGUACAUGAACAGACUCAAAAUUUCCAUCUGGCUCUGACACUGGAGCAGUUUGAUGAAGAGUUGUACUCAAGUGAUGAUCUCAGCAACAGGAGUUGUGGCAUUUACUGCACAUCAGAACAAUGGCGAACCAAAUUCUCAUCAGCAGGUUGUGAAAUCGUCUUUGAGCGAACUGACUCUAUAACAUCAUCAUUGUUUUUAUUGAGAAAGAGAUGCAGUGUAGAAUCUGAAAAUCAGCAAAUCCUAAAUGUCUCAGACCUUGGAUGUUCCUGGGUUGAGGAGUUGAAGUCAGCUAUUGCUGUGUUGGAAUCUAGGCCUAAGGGAGAGAACUUGUGGUUGAGAGCAGACAACAAUGUCAGUGGCAUUCUGGGGCUAGUGAACUGUUUAAGGAAGGAACCGGGUGGAGACAGAAUAAGGUGUUUGUUCUCAGAGGGAGAUGUAGAGGGCUUUCCUGACCUGCUGCCUGUGAUGUCACAACAGCUGGCAGUGAAUGUGUUCAAGAAUGGUCAGUGGGGAACAUACAGGCAUCUUCCACUGCCAACAGUUUGUGGCAAGCCCUGCCAGCAUGCCUUUGUAAAUGUCCAAACACGAGGGGACCUUUCAAGCCUUCACUGGAUUGAAUCCCCCUUGCGCUACUACACACCAGACAGUACCACAGACAUUUGCACUGUCCACUUCGCGUCUCUCAACUUCCGUGACAUCAUGUUAGCCACUGGGAAGCUCCCUCCUGACGCCAUCCCUGGAGGCCUCGCAAACCAGGAUUGUCUGCUGGGAAUGGAGUUUUCUGGCUAUGACUCGGCAGGAAGACGGGUUAUGGGCCUUGUACCAGCAAAGGGAUUGGCUACAACAGUUGAUGUUCUUAGUGACUUUUUAUGGUCAGUACCUGACAGCUGGUCAUUGGAUGAUGCGGCAACCAUCCCAGUGGUGUACACGACAGCGUACUACGCCCUUGUUGUCAGGGGCAAGAUUCGUAAGGGAGACAAGGUGUUGAUUCACUCUGGUAGUGGUGGUGUCGGCCAGGCUGCCAUAGCCAUUGCCCUUGAAAAAGGAUGCGAGGUGUUUACAACAGUAGGAUCAAAGGAAAAGAGAGAGUAUUUGCAAAAGAGGUUUUCACAGUUACAGGACAGACAUUUCUUCAACUCCAGAGAUUGUACAUUUGAGAAGGGUGUUCUUACUGCUACAAGGGGAAAAGGAGUGGACAUAGUGCUGAAUUCCCUGGCAGAGGACAAACUCCAGGCCAGUGUCAGAGUGCUGGCAGAACAUGGCCGCUUCUUGGAGAUUGGAAAAUUUGACCUCUCAAACAAUUCUCAACUAGGCAUGUCAGUUUUCCUGAAGAACAUAAGUUUCCAUGGAAUCCUGCUGGACUCUUUGUUUGAUGCUGGGAACCAAGACUGGCAAGUUGUGUCCCAACUGCUGGUUUCUGGCAUAAAAUCAGGCGUUGUCAAGCCUUUGAAAACUACCGUGUUCCAAAGAGAUAACAUUGAACAGGCUUUCAGGUUUAUGGCACAGGGCAAACAUAUUGGCAAAGUGGUAGUUCAGGUUCAUGAAGACAAACGAAAGUCUCCAGAAAUUUCAUCAGCAGUUCUUUCAAUACCUCGGUUUGCAUGUGACCCAACCAAAAGUUACAUCAUCACUGGAGGCCUAGGAGGUUUUGGACUUGAGUUGGCUCAGUGGUUGACAGAUCGUGGAGCUAGGCAUCUUGUUCUCACUUCAAGGUCUGGGAUUAGAACAGGGUACCAGUCCAGAAAGAUCAGAUAUCUUAAGGCCCAGGGUGUGACUGUCAUUGUGUCAACUCAUGAUGUAACAACAGAAGAAGGAGCGAGGAAACUUGUCACAGAGGCAACUAAUCAACCGAUUGGUGCAGUUUUCCAUUUAGCCAUGGUUCUUCACGAUGGCUACAUUGAAAAUCAAGACAUUGAAAGUUUCCAGAAAGUGUGUAAGCCUAAAGUAGAAGGAACGAUAAACCUAGACAAAGCGACAAGAGAGUUUUGUAAGGAGAGUUGUGAUUGGUUUAUUGUAUUCUCAUCAGUGAGUUGUGGGCGAGGUAAUGCUGGCCAAUCAAAUUACGGCUUUGCUAAUUCAGUCAUGGAAAGAGUGUGUGAAGACAGGAGAGAAAAUGGUUUCCAUGGAUUGGCUGUUCAAUGGGGUGCAAUUGGUGAUGUUGGUGUUGUCUUGGAGACCAUGGGCAGCAACGAUACAGUGAUUGGUGGAACUUUGCCUCAACGUAUUGUCUCUUGCCUAGCAACUCUUGACACCUUUCUGAAUCAACCAGCCCCGGUUGUUUCAAGUUUUGUGCCAGCAGAAAAAGAAACUGUGGGAGGACACGGGAAAGAAAAAUUGGAUCUUGUGCAUACUAUAUGCCAUAUUUUAGGCGUCAGCGAACCAAGCUCCAUAAAUCCUGAUUCAACUUUGGGUGACCUUGGUCUAGACUCGAUGAUGAGUGUAGAGGUCAAACAGACGCUAGAACGAGGUUAUGAUCUCAGUAUGUCGGGAAAUGAUAUCCGACAACUCACGAUGAACAAGCUUUCCAGUAUAUCAUCAGGACAUGCAGAUGGGCACAGAGAUGAUGUCAAACUGGAGAAGGGUUUGGAGAAAAUCAGUGGAGAUUUGAAAGAUGAGGACUUAAUACCAUCUGAAUUGAUAGUACCUUUAAAUAAGGUUUCUUCUUCAGACCGACUGUAUAUCAUCCAUCCAAUUGAAGGCACUGUGGAGAGCUUGUACACUGUCUCAUCUCAGCUGAGUUGUGCUGUGUUUGGAGUUCAAUGUACACCCGGCGUUCCUCUUGGCAGCAUACAAGAAAUGGCUAGCUUUUAUCUAAUUGAAAUCAACAAGCACAACAGCAAUCAACCAUACCAUCUUGCUGGUUAUUCAUUCGGAGCUGGUGUUGCUGUUGAGAUGGCAAUUCAAGUUGCUAAAUGUCCUUCCAAGGACACUGUGAAAUCACUGACCUUGUUGGAUGGUUCGCACAAAUUUGUGGCUGCUCAUACUGGGGUUUUCAGAGAGACCAUGACUAUUACUGAUAAUGCACACGCUGAAACAGCAGCGUUGCUGAACUUCAUGGAGAAACUCGGAGUAGAAACUAACCACACUAUAUCUGUCUCGCUGCUCUCUGCGGCAGACUUUGACAGUCGGCUGAGCCAAAUUGCCAACCUUAUUCACCAGUCAUUCCCAUCCUUGUCGGUUUCACAACUGGUUGAUUCAGCGAGAUCUUUCUACCAGAAACUUCUGAUCGGGGAGAAUUAUAGAUCACCGGAUAAAUGCAUCGAUAUGGACGUGGAAUUAAUUGUUGCAGAAAAAAGUGCUAGUCUUUGUGACACCAUUGGGAGAGAUUAUGGUUUAGGCGAGGUGGUCCGUGGAGAAAUUCGAAUACACCGGGUACCAGGGGAUCAUAGCAGCUUUCUUAUGGGCGAGAGUGGGAAAUCUACUGCUGUCACCAUGGAAACAAUUGUGCAUGGAAAAAGAAAUCAAUAAAGGCUUAAAAAUGACUGUUGACAAAGAAUUAAAUGUCUUAAUGAUGUUUGAGGACAAAGAAUUAAUUAAAUGUCUUAAUGAUGUUUGAAAUCCAUAAAAUAAAAGGACCUUUGCUUCUUGGAUUCGGGCAUCAAACAGAAUGGUUGGCAUAAUUAUGUAGAAGUCUGUGGAUUGUUUUUGAGACAUUAGUGUUGUUUGAUGUUCAUUGACUGAUAUUGUUAUUUAUUAUAUUACUGGUUAUUUUCUUAUUAUAUGAAAUAAUGACUAAAAUUAAUGAAUAAAUGUUAAAAAUAUA
Molecule: messenger RNA, 8103 nt
Organism: Mya arenaria
Lineage: Eukaryota; Metazoa; Mollusca; Bivalvia; Myida; Myidae
Product: fatty acid synthase-like
Exons: 30
Coding region: 189-7808 (2539 amino acids)
Biological process (GO): fatty acid biosynthetic process
Molecular function (GO): oxidoreductase activity; phosphopantetheine binding; 3-oxoacyl-[acyl-carrier-protein] synthase activity
Source: RefSeq, a predicted model, not a curated record